CGCACCUCCCCUCAGCUGGGAGCUACUUCCGGCGCACAGCAGGUGGAAGUCAGAGUUUGGGGAAUCACAGUGCGUUAGACAUGGCGUCUUCGUUGGUUGUUGGUGAGCGUCUGGUGCGCGCUCUGGGGCCUGGCGGGGAGCUAGCGUCGGAGAAGCUGCCCCGGAAGCUGCGGGCCGAGCUUGAGGGCGCUCUGGGGAAGAAGCACACGAAUGUUGAUAGUCCCACUGGCCCCCGACGCUUGGUUUCCUUUCGUCUGAUCCGGGAUCUGCACCAGCAUCUCAGAGAAAGCGGUUCCUCAGUAUACCUCCAUGAGCUUUUAGAAGGCAGUGAAAUCCAUUUCCCAGAGGUUGUGAAGCCUCCUCGGAACCCAGAGUUAGUGGCCCGACUGGAAAAGAUUAAGAUACAUCUGGCCAAUGAGGAAUAUAAGCGGAUCACUCGUAAUGUCACCUGUCAGGAUUCAAGGCACGGUGGGACUUUCGGUGACUUGGGAAAGCAAGUGAGAUCAGUGAAGGCUCUGGUCAUCACCAUCUUCAACUUCAUUGUGACGGUUGCAGCUGCAUUUGUCUGCACUUACCUUGGAAGCCAGUAUAUCUUCACAGAAAUGGCCUCGACGGUGCUGGCUGCAUUAAUUGUCGCCUCAGUGGUGGGCCUAGCUGAGCUGUAUGUCAUGGUGCGGGCAGUGGAAGGCGAGUUGGGAGAGCUGUGACUAGUGCUUCAUCAUCAGAGUCUGCAGAAGGUUUUGGGAUCAUCAGGCUCCCAAGUACCAAUCAUUGACUCAGUCAACCCAUGAGGCUUCUUGUACUCAGCUCUAGUUAAACCAGGCCACCUGCUGUUUCUGUGAGGAGCCCCAUCUUCUGUAAAUUUCCAGAAUGAGCAGUGGAGGAGGACGAUACUUCUUUUAAACUAAAAAUAACUGGUAUCUUGGUAUCCUGAACCCAUUGCCCAUCUGCCUCCUCCAGUCUAUCCUGAGCACUGCUGGGACUGGGCUUUUUCCAUCAGGAGUAAAUGGAAUCCAGGCCUCCCCAGAAGACAGACCGUACUGCCUCGAACUUGUCCUAGUGCACACGUCUUUGGUGCAGCCUGGUAGUUGAGAGCAGAAUCCUCUAAGAAGGGAGAUCUCCCCAGUCUUUGUUGCAGGCCAACAAUUGAAAGAAGAAGCCUCCAAGAAAGGAGAAAGGGCCUGCAUCUCUUCAGUCUAUGCUGGAAGGGGAACUGAUUAAGGAACAGAGAUCCAAUAAGAGAAAAAUGGGUUGGUACAGGAUAGUGGAACUGGAAGCCAGGCAGCUACCAUUUGGGAAAGGGGAUGAUACUGACCCCCUUUUCCAGAAUUCAAAACAGACCCAGAAGGAUCACAUAACCAGCUGUGAUCCUUCCUCUGGUAAAUGUAGCCAAAAACUCCUACAUUGUCUGGAUGUCUCUGUGUAAUAUUAAACUUCUGAGAAUUUAAAGUAAGUGGUAUGAUGAUAGAUCUGUCUGUAUAAGGCACUUAAAAAGGUGUCAACCCCAAUUACGUAUCCAAUAAAUAUUUAUUGUGUCCA
Heterocephalus glaber (naked mole-rat) is the source of this 1539-nucleotide messenger RNA. RefSeq names its product vacuolar ATPase assembly factor VMA12 (gene Vma12). Lineage: Eukaryota; Metazoa; Chordata; Mammalia; Rodentia; Bathyergidae. Gene Ontology annotation, biological process: vacuolar proton-transporting V-type ATPase complex assembly. Gene Ontology annotation, cellular component: endomembrane system. The record is from RefSeq and is a predicted model, not a curated record.